AUGAUUGGAACAUCCACAACUGCUAUGUCAUCAAAAACAUUUCCCAUCAGGUUGACAAUCCAUGGGCAUCAUCCAGAUGAUAAAACAACAGAAGGUGAUAGGAGGGGAAAACUUAUCCAUCUGCCUGACUCACUAGAAGACCUUCUGAGAUUAGCAGAAAAGAAGUUCGGGAAAAAAGGAAGUACAAUUGUCAUGGCUGAUGGCUCUCAUGUGGAAGAUCUAAGUGCUUUAAGAGAAAAUGAUGACUUAUAUGUCUUUUGA
This is a messenger RNA of Ilex paraguariensis (yerba mate), 261 nucleotides long. The record is from the annotation of a GenBank genome assembly. NCBI's taxonomy places the organism in Eukaryota, Viridiplantae, Streptophyta, Magnoliopsida, Aquifoliales, Aquifoliaceae.